AUGAGUGAUUGUUUCUUUUCGAAUACAGCAAUGCUAUUAGUUUAUGAUACAGUACCUUUAGUCAUUGAUAAUGGAUCAGGAAUUGUAAAAGCUGGAUUUGCAGGUGAAGAAAUUCCAAGAGCUGUAUUUCCAUCUAUUGUAGCUAGACCAAGAUAUAAAGCAUCGAUGGUUGGAAUCGGUCAGAAAGAUACGUAUGUCGGUGAUGAAGCACAGGGUCAACGUGGAAUCCUGACAAUAAAGUAUCCAAUUGAACAUGGCUUCGUUGUCAAUUGGGAGGAUAUGGAGAAGCUUUGGCAACAUACAUUCUACAAUGAGCUGAGAGUGUCACCCGAAGAUCACCCAGUGCUACUGACGGAACCACCACUGAAUCCGAAAUCGAAUCGUGAGAAUAUGGCACAGAUCAUGUUUGAGUCGUUCAACGUGCCGGCACUCUACGUUGCAGUGCAGGCGGUGCUGGCACUCUAUGCAUCGGGUCGAACGAAUGGCAUCGUUCUCGACAGUGGCGACGGCGUGACACACACCGUUCCGGUGUACGAAGGAUUUCCGAUGGCACACGCAAUCAUGCGGAUGGACUUCGCAGGACGCGAUCUCACUGCCUAUCUACAGAAACUGCUGAUGGAGCGUGGAUACACCUUUUACACUGCAGCCGAGAUGGAGAUCAUCAGAGAUAUGAAAGAAAAGAUGUGUUAUGUGGCGUUGGAUUUCGAAAAACAGAUGCAACUAUCGACCUCUUCUAUAAUAAUGGACAGGCAAUAUCAACUGCCCGAUGGCCAGAGUAUAUUGUUGGGAAGUGAGCUGUUUCGGUGUCCAGAGGCAUUGUUCCGACCUUCUCUAGUUGGCACAGAUUCUUGUGGUGUUCAUGAACUCGUUUACAAUUCAAUAAUGAAAUGUGAUAUGGAUAUACGUAAAACUCUUUUUGGAAAUAUUAUUUUAAGUGGUGGAACUACAACUUUACCAGGAUUUGCCAAUAGAUUACAAAUGGAACUUGAAUCACUGACGUCUGAAAUCUAUAGUGCUACAGUCAAAGUGAUAACACCAUUGGAAAGAAAAUAUGCUGUUUGGAUUGGUGGUUCGAUUUUAGCAUCACUUUCAUGCUUUAGUAUGUGCUGGAUUUCAAAAGAAGAUUAUGAUAUUAACGGUGCUGCUGUUGUACACAAUAAUAAAUUAAAAUGGAAGGGUACUUGGAAGAUGGUCAAUAAAUUAUCGAAUCAAACAAAAGAUAUAACAUUUGAGAUUGUAGAUGACAAUCUUAAUAUCUUUACUUUGGAGUGUUUGAAAAAGUAUAGUAGAUUGAACCAUUUGGAGUUACCUGCUGGUGCAUCUAUCAACAAACAAUCAUUCAUUACUCUUAUCUCUAACUAUCACAAUACAAAGACAUCUUCAAUUUUAAAAUCUAAAGAAAUUGUAGAUGACGUUGAUGAUGACGUUGAUGACUCUAAUAAAGAAAAUAAUAGUUCAAUUGUAAAUAAUAAUAAUAGUAAAAACAUUAGUAAAGGAAAAAGUGUUAGAAAAGUAAAGACAGUAACAACAACUACGACAAAAUCAAAUGCAGGUUCGACACCAAAGAAGAUUAAUAACAAGUCAAAUAAAGUAGUCAACAAAAAGAAAGUUGAACCUGAAGUAGAGGAAGAGGAAGAGGAGCAAGAGGAAGAGGAUAAUAAGGAAAAAGAUGAAGUAGAAGAAGGUGAAGGUGAAGGAAUGACAACAGAGGAGAAAGAGAAAGAAAAUGAAAGUGAAAUUAUCAUAAAGGGUAUCCUUAAAGAUGUUUCAAAGAACAAGAAAAAAAGAAGAGCAGAGAAAGACAUUAUCGAACGCUACGAGAGAGAGCUAUACAUGAAGGAGCGAGAGCGAGACAAGAAAGGAUACAAUGCACCUGGUUCACCACCUUCGCCUUCAUUCAAGCCGAAGCAAUGGCAGAUUUCUCAUCUCGAAGAGAUUCAGGGUGGCGAACAAGAAAGAUUUGACACUGACACCAUGUCCAAAGAAGAUCUCAUCGAAUUGCUCGAAAUGAACGACCUCUCAACAACUGGUACCAAAACACAGUUGAAGAAGCGAUUAGAGAGUUAUAUUUUAUCUGUAAAUGCUCAGGAGGAAGAAGAUGAUGAGGAUGAUUCUGAUUCUGAAGAAGACAAUAGUAAUAGUGAAGAGAAAGAAGGAGAAGAAGAUGAUGAAGAGGGAGAAGAAAGUUCAUCAGAGGAAGAAGUUGCAACACCAAUUAUGAAACCAACUUCAAGGAAAUCAAUUGUAGAUUCAGUUAAAAAGACAAUGUUAAAGAAAAAUAAUGAUAAUAACAGUAGUAGUACCAAAAGUGAUAGUAAUAGCAGCAGUAGAAAGAAAAAUAAAAAACUUCCAAGUAGUCCAUCGUCAGAUGAAGAUGAGAUCGAAAAGAACUGGAAGAUCUGGAGAGAUACGAACAACAACAACAACAAAGGUGACAACUCGAAAAAAAAGUCAAACGAUGCAGCCAACCUAUACGAUGCAUUCACAAGUACACUUUAUGUAGAGAAGAAAAAGAGAAAAGUAAACUAA
Messenger RNA from Heterostelium album PN500, 2529 nucleotides. RefSeq names its product SAP DNA-binding domain-containing protein. The transcript is spliced from 6 exons. The record is from RefSeq and is a predicted model, not a curated record. NCBI's taxonomy places the organism in Eukaryota, Evosea, Eumycetozoa, Acytosteliales, Acytosteliaceae. The coding region runs from base 1 to 2529 and encodes 842 amino acids.